AGUGCGGUGAAUCAGCAGCGGCGCAUUGAGUUGUGAAUGAGUUCUAUAAUGAAAGCCCCUGUAAACCGCUUUCACGCAGUCAGCACCAGAAAGCGGUAGAUCAUUCAGCCUGUUUGUUUAUGAUUUGCCAUAUCAUUCGCUCGAAACUGUUUGUCCUCAUUUAUUAACAAUUCGCAACACUUUAAAAGUGCCUAAAUCGUCGCAGGUAUGGCGAAGAGACUCACUGAUCUGUUUGGCAACAACCGGAUCAUCGCGGGACUGUUGGUCAACUUAGUGUCUUCAAUAUGUAUAGUCUUCAUCAACAAAUGGAUUUAUGUGCAUUAUGGCUUUCCCAACAUGACCCUGACUCUCGUUCAUUUCGUGACGACAUGGCUUGGGCUGUUCGUGUGUCAGAAGAUGGAUAUAUUUUCCCCAAAGAGCCUCAGACCCACGAAAAUCAUCCUGCUGGCUUUGAGUUUCUGUGGAUUUGUUGCAUUUACUAAUUUGUCCCUGCAAAACAACACUAUAGGUACAUAUCAGCUGGCAAAGGCCAUGACAACACCUGUGAUUAUAGUCAUUCAGACGAUGUACUACAAAAAGACUUUCUCCACAAAGAUUAAACUCACACUAGUGCCGAUUACUCUUGGAGUCAUACUGAACUCUUACUAUGAUGUGAAGUUUAAUCUUUUGGGGAUGAUCUUUGCCACACUAGGAGUCUUUGUCACUUCACUGUAUCAAGUGUGGGUUGGUGCCAAACAGCAUGAGCUGCAGGUGAACUCCAUGCAGUUGCUUUAUUAUCAGGCACCCAUGUCUUCUGCGUUCCUUCUGGUUAUUGUGCCAUUCUUCGAACCCCUGACCGGAGAGGGUGGUAUCUUUGGCCCCUGGUCAUUCCAGGCCCUGGUAAUGGUCUUUCUUUCUGGUCUAAUUGCCUUUCUGGUUAAUUUGUCCAUAUAUUGGAUCAUUGGAAACACGUCACCUGUUACCUAUAACAUGUUUGGACAUUUCAAGUUCUGCAUCACUUUACUGGGAGGGUAUGUCCUCUUCCAGGACCCUUUGUCUUUAAAUCAAGGUCUGGGCAUCCUCUGCACCCUCACUGGCAUCCUGGCAUACACCCAUUUCAAACUGGCAGAGCAGGAUGCGGGCAAAAGCAAGCUCACUCAAAGACCAUAGGCCAGCUGAUGUGCCAGUUAUCUGUCAGUAUUUAAACCAGGGUUCAGUGCCUGAUAGUGUACAGAUAUAUACUGUAUAGUAGUAAAGACUAACCAGAUAUACGUAGAGUGGAUGACUUUUAGCAGCAUUUCAAUGAAUUACAUGGACUUUAAUUAAUGAAAAGGUUUAUGUACCUUAAAACAGUUUUAGUUUUUGUAUUUACUGUAUGAGAUCUUGCAAUAAACAUGAGCUGUCCGUUGUUUGCAAGAAAAAUGCUGAAUGUCCAAACAAAUUUACAUUUCAGUUUUAUACGUUGUAUUUAAUGAUGUAUUUUUCAUAUGCCGUGUACAACAAUAAAACAUUUUAUAUAACAUGA
Paramisgurnus dabryanus is the source of this 1504-nucleotide messenger RNA. It is a transcript of the gene slc35e3, whose product is annotated as solute carrier family 35 member E3. The record is from RefSeq and is a predicted model, not a curated record. NCBI's taxonomy places the organism in Eukaryota, Metazoa, Chordata, Actinopteri, Cypriniformes, Cobitidae.